Messenger RNA from Funneliformis mosseae, 195 nucleotides. Lineage: Eukaryota; Fungi; Glomeromycota; Glomeromycetes; Glomerales; Glomeraceae. The record is from the annotation of a GenBank genome assembly.
AUGGUUUUAAAAAGAAAUUUAGAACAAGACUUAACAGUCUUGGAAACUAGAAUUAAGGAAUUAGAACAAAAAAAAAAGAUUAAAGAGCGAGUAGAAGAAACCAAAACCAAGCAAGCAACUAUUAAUAAAUUAGAAGAAAGGAUUAAAGAGCGAGAUGAAGAAGCCAAUAUCAAACAAGAACUAUUAAUAAAUUAG